AUGUCUACACCACAAUCACAACCCCAAGCCGUGGCCCUGGCGGCCGAACCUGAGACGGGAAAUGCAGACAUGGAGAAGGAGAAGGCAUCGCAACCCGGCUUUCCUGGUGGCGAUGGCCCGGACGGUGGUCUUGCCGCUUGGCUCGUCGUGCUGGGUGUUUGGUGUACUUCGUUCUGCAGUUUCGGCUGGCUCAACAGCGUCGGCGUCUUCCAGGAAUACUACCAGAGGGAAUUGCUCAGCAGCUAUUCUCCGAGUACGAUCUCAUGGAUUCCAUCGUUGCAAAUCUUCUUCAUCAUGGGGAUGGGCCCCGUCGUCGGGUACUUGUACGACAGGUUUGGUCCAAGGUGGCUGCUCCUGACAGGCAGCUUUCUGCACGUCUUUGGCAUCAUGAUGGCCUCGCUGGGCACCGAGUACUAUCAAAUCCUUCUUGCCCAGGGGUUGUGUUCUGCGAUCGGUGUCUCCGCAAUUUUUCAACCUGCCUUCAGUUGCAUCCACGGCUGGUUCAAUCACAAACGCGGCGCGGCCUUUGGCAUCCUGUUCACCGGCUCGAGUGUUGGCGGUGUCGUCUUUCCGAUCAUGGUGUCACGCCUCAUCCGCGAAGUCGGGUUCGGCUGGGCCAUGCGUGUUUCCGCCUUUCUCAUGCUCUUCCUGCUGGUCGUGGCCAAUCUGACCGUCCGUCCCUUCUAUCCUCCACAGCCUCAGACGGUCAGCGGCGCCCAGCUCCGCAAGCCAUUUACCGAGACCGACUUCGUCCUCAUCACGGCCGGUUCAUUCCUCUUCAGCUACGGCUUCUUCGUGCCUAUCAACUAUCUUCCCGUUCAGGCCUUGGAGGCCGGCAUGGAUCCUGGUCUCGCGCAGUAUCUGCUUCCCAUCCUGAAUGCCGCAUCACUGUUCGGCCGGCUCUUCUCCGGCUUUGCGAGCGACAAACUCGGCCGAUACAACAUGUUUGUCACCUUCUGCUACCUGUCUGGCAUCUGGAUCCUGGUCCUUUGGCUGCCCGUCUCGACCGAUGCGGCCCUUGUGGCCUUCGCCGUGCUCUUUGGAUUCUUCUCCGGCGCUUUCGUCUCGCUCAUCGCCCCGCUGGUCAUCCAGAUCUCGCCGUUUUCAGAGAUGGGAUUCCGAACAGGCAUUGUCCUGUUCGUCACCGCGAUUGCCGGAUUGACCACCAAUCCCAUCAACGGAGCCAUACGCCAACACUCAGACGGUUGGGUGGGUGUCAAGGUGUUUUCCGGAGUCUUCUGUCUUGCCGGCACUACCUUGGUGCUUGUGGUGAGAAUCCGACGUACGGGCUGGAAACUCCUGGUGCCCUUCUAG
Molecule: messenger RNA, 1314 nt
Organism: Capronia epimyces CBS 606.96
Lineage: Eukaryota; Fungi; Ascomycota; Eurotiomycetes; Chaetothyriales; Herpotrichiellaceae
Exons: 4
Coding region: 1-1314 (437 amino acids)
Biological process (GO): transmembrane transport
Cellular component (GO): fungal-type vacuole membrane
Molecular function (GO): transmembrane transporter activity
Source: RefSeq, a predicted model, not a curated record